This is a messenger RNA of Oryzias latipes (Japanese medaka), 1984 nucleotides long. RefSeq names its product UDP-glucuronosyltransferase 2B15. The record is from RefSeq and is a predicted model, not a curated record. Gene Ontology annotation, molecular function: UDP-glycosyltransferase activity. Lineage: Eukaryota; Metazoa; Chordata; Actinopteri; Beloniformes; Adrianichthyidae.
ACUUUUUCCUGCUUUGCAGGAGUCUUUUAAAACAAAAGAGAAUUUCUUUUGAACCACAACGGCUCAGGGCUGAAGAAGAGCUCAUCUGCCUUAAGCUGAGCUUACGACAUGGUGACAAGUUUGAUCCUGCAGCACCGGGAGCAGAAACUGAAACAACAUUUCAAAAGGGAAUCAUUUGAUUUUUCUUUUUCUGCUUCCUGCAGUUUUGAAAAGGUUUAAUUAGCAUAUUCUUGUUUAAGUCUGGACAAACGAGCUUGUCUUCUACUCACAGGCAAACAGGAAAUACUGAACAAGUUGGAGCUUACAUCUAACAAAGAAUGUAAGAUGUGCACUUCAAAAUUUUUGCUGCAAGUAGUAAACUCUGACAGCUGCCUCAAGAAGGAAACCACAAAGAAGCGCAAAAAUGACCAUGUUGUGGGUCUGGAGCUGUGUCUUCUGGUGUUGUGUAUCACUGGUCCAUUCAGGAAAGGUGCUUGUCUUCCCUGUUGAUGGGAGCCACUGGGUGAACAUGAGAGUCAUCAUAGAGGAGCUGCAUUCCAGGGGCCACCAGGUUACUGUCAUCCGACACACAAACAGCUGGUACAUCAAGGAGACCUCCCCGUUCUACACCUCUAUUAGAGUGAAUUUGAAGAACGACAGUAAAAACAUUGUUGCUGCUUUUGUGUCCAAGAACAUUGAGAUUAAGAGGGGAAGAAAUCCAGCCUGGUUGCGUUUUCUACAGGAAAUUGAAUAUUUUCCCCAAUUUCUUGAAUUCCAUAAAAUCACAUGCACCACUCUGGAGAGAAUUUUUGAAAAUCAAGAGCUAAUGCAGAUGUUAAAAAACACCAAUUAUGACCUAAUCUUGACUGAUCCGGCCACACCAGGAGGGGCCAUUCUUGCUCAUUACUUGAAGUUACCUCUUGUUUUCAAUGUUAGAUUUACCACUUAUGGUGAAGGCCAUUUCAUAAUUGCACCUUCUCCUCUGUCUUAUAUUCCAGUAGGAAUAGAGUUCUCGGACAAAAUGAGCUUCUUCCAGAGAGUCAUAAAUGUUCUUAUUUUUUACUUUAAUCAGCACAGUUUGGAGAAAAUGAUCACACCCCACUAUCAGGAUUUCAUGAAGAAAUAUUUUGGCCAAGAUGUUGACUUCUAUUCUAUGUUCCAAGCUGCAGACCUGUGGCUCAUGAGAGUGGACUUUGUGUUUGAGUUCCCUCGUCCCACCAUGCCCAAUGUGGUCUAUAUGGGAGGUUUCCAGUGUAAACCUGCUAAACCUCUUCCUGAUCUCUUGGAGGAGUUUGUGCAGAGUUCUGGAGAGCAUGGAUUCAUCAUCAUGUCACUGGGAACAUUGAUUGCAGAUCUGCCCGCUGACUUAGCUGAAGAGAUCGCUGCAGCUUUUGCUGAAUUACCACAGAAAGUCAUCUGGAGGUACAAAGGCAGCAGACCCUCCACUCUGGGGAACAACACCUUACUGGUUGAUUGGCUGCCACAGAAUGACCUUCUGGGACAUCCACACAUUCAAUUGUUUGUCAGUCAUGGAGGAACUAAUGGAAUCUAUGAGGCUAUUUAUCACGGAGUCCCGGUUGUAGGGAUUCCAAUUGUCUUUGAUCAAGCCGACAACCUCUCCAAACUGAGGGUCAGAGGAGUGGCGAGGACGGUGGAAAUCUCUGAUCUGGAUAGGACAAACUUUCAAGAAGCCAUUCAGGAUGUCCUGAAUGAUCCGUCCUACAGGAUGAACAUGCAGAGACUCUCCAGGCUGCACAGAGAUCAGCCGAUGAGGCCGCUGGAUACUGCCCUCUUCUGGAUAGAGUUUGUCAUGAGACACAAAGGAGCUGCUCACCUGAGAACCGAGUCUUACAAGCUGCCCUGGUACUCCUACCACUCUGUGGAUGUCAUAGUGUUUCUGCUAGCAGCUGCUGUGCUUCUGUUGUUCUCAAUCUUUGGUUUUCUCUGGUUUUGUUUCAGACUGUGUGUUCAAAGAAAACAGAAAUGUGAGUAAGUUCAUGUUUCA